Vollenhovia emeryi is the source of this 563-nucleotide messenger RNA. RefSeq lists its product as uncharacterized. The transcript has 3 exons. The coding region runs from base 62 to 550 and encodes 162 amino acids. The record is from RefSeq and is a predicted model, not a curated record. NCBI's taxonomy places the organism in Eukaryota, Metazoa, Arthropoda, Insecta, Hymenoptera, Formicidae.
UUGAGACGCCUUGUGGCUUUAAUUAAUAACUCAAUAAUUAUUGGGAAAAUCGAAAAACGGUAUGGGAUAUUUUUUGUCCAUUUUAAUGUUCUAUGCCCCCCAUUGCGGUUUUUAUCCAUUUCCUGGGAUACUCUGUAUAUGUGUGUGUACCUAUAUAUAUUAUACAUUGAUUGUGUUUUUAGAUUCGUACGAACAAGCUUUAAAAAAGGAGAAGAGAUUAACGGAGGAAAAGAGUAAUACUGGAACAGAAGUUCAGUUAGGUCGUGGGCAAAGAAGAAAAAAAAAGACAUAUCGCAUGUCACAAGCAAAAGACAAUUGUAACGAUUCGAGUGAGAUGGAGCAGGAAGCCAGCAGUGAUAAUGAUUCCAUUCCUGAAUUAAAUCAAAUAGUACAUGAGCAAGAUGUUUAUGCAAGUGAAAACAUCGGUAAUAAUGACGUACAUGUACUUGAUAUUGACACUUUACCUGUUGUUGUGCAGGAAGAAAAAGAUAUUCCAACAAACAAUCACAGUAAGUUGUAUGUUUAUAUUUUACAUUCACAUUUCUAUUAGCUAAAACAAAAAU